AUGUCACAUUCUCCUGGAAAUAAUACGCCAGAUCGAGAUCUGCCUCCACUACGGAUCCCGGGUCAAAGACGUAAAACUAGCUCUUCUCCAUUUUCACCAAUAGACGCUACAUCAUGGGGUAUCCAUUCUGUACCAACAAUGCUAUCAGAUUUCAAGAGACACACGUCUCAUGGGAAUAUUCAUCUGGCUCCUGGCAUGCCUGGUGCUAGUCCAGGGGGUGGUUUAGGUAGUCCUGGUGGUGGUCUUAAAAGUGGUUCUUCAAGUGUUGCUGGGUCUAGAGUUGCAAGUGGUGUGGGUCUUAAUCUUCUGGGAGUCACCACAACUGUAAAUGGAUCUUCUGGUGAUAAAAGCUCAGGGCUUAUAACUGAUGUUUCUGGUGGAAAUACAACUGGUAAUGGAUCAGCUGCUGGCGUCAGUGCGUCCAGUGGGCACAGUGGGUCCGGUGAUCUCAGUGGGACUGGUGUCUCUAGUGGGCCUGGUGCAUUUGAUAUAACUACUGGUAGCAGGCUUGGCAAAGAAAAUACUGAACUUAAUGGGUUUGGCGGGUUUGCUAAUACAUAUUUCACCCACUCUCACUCACAUGACGGUGACCAUCAUCACGGAUUUCAUAGUCAUGAUACCCACGGAUUUGAAAUGAAAAGUCCAUCUAUCGGUGCUAGUCAUGAACGAAUUGUUCCAGAACUGACACUUGCUUCUCUGUCUGGAAGUAUUCCAGCAUUCAUAUCACUGCCAACUGCUCUGUUGACUAUAAGUUAUAUCGUUACAAGACUCCAGAAGAAUGGCAGCACCGCGUCGACAUCUACUUAUACAGUUGCGUCGUUGGUGACAGGACUUGUCAUGCUGCUAGCUGGUCUAGUGAGUUUACUCGAGAAGAGAACAGCUGUUAGUUCUGUGACUUCUCUCAAUAAACAGCGUAAAAGCACUCUUUCGCUGACUAUGGGCAUUCUAUGUCUUGUCCUGGCUUGUACGUGGUUAGGAGCUGCCAGAGUCACGGUGGCUCUUAUGGCAGCACUGAAUGUUCCCGGUGCCGUGAGUGCUGCUUCAAUAAGAUUGUGGAAUUUCAAGGUCAUUCGUCCUUUUAUUCUUGUUAUAUUCGUGCUGUUUAUGUACGAUUUGGGUUAUUACUCUGGAGAUGAGAACCAUCCCUUUUUAACGCUGUUAGCAGGCUACAUCACUUUGAUUGGUGCUAGUUAUAGCAUUACAAGAAGUGAUUUGGACAUUUCACGGUCUGUUUCGUUAGGUGGUUCGUUUCUACUGUUAGUCCCCACGUUAUUUCUUAUUGGAGUGACUCUCGACAUUUUUGUUUUGGCAUUUAUAACCAGUGGAGCAAUUGGUGUGUUUCUACUAGCCAAACGUAAUAUCAUGCCCACUAGACUCAAUGGACUAGUGGGUGCCUUAAUCAUUGUCGGUAUUUCCACGUUUAUUAGCGAGCUCCCACAUUCAAAGUGGGAUAUUGUGCUCGCUGCUGCUACUUUGUUUGUUCCUGUUAGCAGUGUUCCAGUUGACAUUAAUGAAGCUGAUGGCGAUGCCAUUAGUACUGGUGGUAACCAGUCUCGAUUUAAAACAUGGGGUAUUCUGGACUCCAUUCUAGCUCACGAAGACACUCGUAAUAUCUUUUAUUUUCUUUUGCUUAAUUUCUCUUUCAUGCUAAUUCAACUUUUAUACUCGGUGCUGUCACAUUCACUGGGAUUGCUUUCUGACAGUAUUCACAUGUUUUUCGAUUGUUUGGCGCUACUCGUUGGUCUGGUUGCCAGUAUUCUUUCCAAAUUUCCCCCCUCUUCGAGAUUUCCAUAUGGUCUUGGUAAAGUAGAGACUGUGUCUGGAUUCACCAACGGCUGUCUUCUCAUUGCCAUUUCGGGAGGUGUUAUUACCGAAGCUUUAGAGCGAAUCUCUCACCCUAUCGAACUGGAAAAGACAAGUGAACUCUUGGUAGUCAGUAUUCUGGGUUUGCUAGUGAAUCUGGUCGGGAUCGUAGCGUUCAACCAUGGCCAUGCUCAUGGUCACGACCACGGACACAGUCAUGGCCACAGCCACGGCCACGAUCACAGCCAUGAUGACCACACUCACAAUCACAGUCACGAUGACCACAAACAUGAUCACGAUCAUACUCACGAACAUGAUCACGACCAUGACCACCCUAGCCACCAUGAUCAUAGCCACGCUCAUACUCAUGACCACAGUCACAGUCACGGACACGGUCACAGUCACGGACAUUCUCACGACAACGAGAAUAUGCGAGGCAUCUUUCUCCACGUUCUCGCCGACACUCUUGGCUCUGUUGGUGUAAUCGUGUCUACCAUUCUCACCAACAUCACUGGCUGGUCUGGUUUCGACCCACUGGCGUCUAUUUUCAUCGCUGUUCUCAUUUUCCUGUCAUCCAUCCCCUUAGUCACUGCAUCUGCCAGGACACUAAUGCUCUCUCUCGGAGACUCUCGCGAGUACCAACUGCGCGACGUUCUCAACGACAUUUCAAUCACUAGCGGCGUUUCGAGCUACUCGGUCCCCAAAUUCUGGCAAGAUGGAAGCAAAGUCCGCGGCGUCCUCCACGUGCAAUACCAAAAAGGCGCCAACAGCACCGUCGUCCGCGAUAAAGUGGCUGCCAAACUCAAAGAAAACGGCAUCGAGGACGUUUUCAUCCAAGUCGAGGAAGAAGACUCGCCCUGCUGGUGCCGAGCUAAAAAUUAA
Sugiyamaella lignohabitans is the source of this 2685-nucleotide messenger RNA. It is a transcript of the gene MSC2, whose product is annotated as metal cation transporter MSC2. The transcript has a single exon. The record is from RefSeq and is a predicted model, not a curated record. Lineage: Eukaryota; Fungi; Ascomycota; Dipodascomycetes; Dipodascales; Trichomonascaceae. The coding region runs from base 1 to 2685 and encodes 894 amino acids. Gene Ontology annotation, molecular function: zinc ion transmembrane transporter activity. Gene Ontology annotation, cellular component: membrane; Golgi apparatus. Gene Ontology annotation, biological process: intracellular zinc ion homeostasis; transmembrane transport; zinc ion transport.